Phycodurus eques (leafy seadragon) is the source of this 4545-nucleotide messenger RNA. RefSeq names its product rho-related GTP-binding protein RhoQ. Gene Ontology annotation, molecular function: GTP binding; GTPase activity. The record is from RefSeq and is a predicted model, not a curated record. Gene Ontology annotation, biological process: small GTPase-mediated signal transduction; cortical actin cytoskeleton organization. Lineage: Eukaryota; Metazoa; Chordata; Actinopteri; Syngnathiformes; Syngnathidae. The coding region runs from base 348 to 965 and encodes 205 amino acids. The transcript has 5 exons.
CAGGGCGCCCGGCAGCGUGAGCCACACUGGGUAGCGCGCACUACUGGCCGCCUGGAGAUGUGAGCGACCACGGUGAAAGUGCUCCGAUAAAAAAAAAAGUCCUAUGUUGGAUUGUACAGCCUACAUUAAAAAAAAAAAAAAAAAAAAAAGUGCUUUUCGGCUACAUUUGGGAGCAGCGGUGGCGAGUUCAGCGAGGAAGAUGCAGUUGUCGGUGCGCCUCGCAGUCAGGCACCGAGGCUGGUGAUGCCCGCCGCCGUGCGGGCAUCGCCGGCAGCCGGCAGCCGCCAGUAGCAGAAGGGCAGCAAACCAGGGCGGCCGAGGAUGAGGAUGAGUUUAAGAUCGAGAGCAUGGCAAGCGGUACUAUCAUGUUAAAAUGUGUCGUGGUCGGAGACGGUGCAGUGGGCAAAACGUGUCUUCUCAUGAGCUAUGCCAAUGACGCCUUUCCGGAGGAGUACGUCCCAACAGUCUUUGAUCAUUAUGCAGUGAGCGUCAAUGUCGGAGGAAAGCAGUACUUGUUGGGACUGUACGACACUGCCGGCCAGGAGGAUUAUGACCGACUCAGGCCAUUGUCCUACCCGAUGACCGAUGUUUUCCUCAUCUGCUUCUCGGUGGUUAACCCUGCCAGUUUCCAGAAUGUGCGCGAAGAAUGGGUGCCUGAAUUGCAGGAGUAUGCACCUAAUGUCCCCUACCUACUCAUUGGCACCCAGAUUGAUCUACGUGAUGACCCAAAGACCAUUGCCAAACUGAAUGAUAUGAAGGAGAAACCUAUAGUGACUGAACAAGGCCUGAAACUGGCAAAGGAGAUUGGUGCAUGUUGCUAUGUGGAGUGUUCAGCACUAACCCAGAAAGGCCUGAAGACCGUGUUUGAUGAGGCCAUCAUUGCCAUUUUGGCUCCCAAGAGAAAAAAGGGAGCUCUAAAGAGAAGACUGGGACCCCGUUGCAUUAACUGCUGUCUGAUCACAUGAUACGUACACGUCCUCAUUCAGCAGCAAACUAUACAUGUCCUGGAAUUACACAAAGACUCAGGCAGAUAGUUGAGCAAAGGCAAAGAAGAGCGCUGACAACGACUGAGUGACAUUUAAGCUGCAAUGCACUCGAAAGAGCAUUACUGUCUUCUGCAGAGGCAGUCAAUCACAAGGAGCAAAAACACCAAGAGGCUCUUCUAAUUCAGGUGUUUUACAUCAAAAAUCCAUAAAUCAAAUUUUUAAAAGAAGCAGUUUCAUUACAAAAGGGAGUUUGAUUUGUAAAAUGCUUAAAGAAUAUGACUAUCAUGAUUUUUGGUGCCAUAGCGAGAAAAGUCUCUAAAAGUAAAAAAGCACCAUAUGGCCAUUUUUUGAUAUAAAGGCGAGGUAGAUUUUUUUUUGUUUUUUUCUGCCACCAGGUUUGUCUCCCAUUAUUCUUUAUUUGACAACCUGUAGAAUAAACAAUGUUGUGUAUCGAGGAUUACUAAAUCAAAAAUGGAAAUGUAUAAACAAAUUAUUUUGGACCUAGAGCUAUUUUUUCAUAUUUCUUUGUCAUGCAAUUGUAUGUUGUACCUUUAUCACUUUUAAAGUGUCAGAGUAUAGACAGUUGAUCUUUUAGAAGUGAUUUAUUUAAGUAUAACUCUCAAAGAAACACAUGCACAUACACUGUCCUUAAAAGCAGGAGGCAAAAAUGACCUUACACUUUAUAUUAAAGGCUCAACAGAUGAAGCACAUUCCUCUGCUUUUAAGCAUUGCCCAUCUUUCAGCUCGGGGAUGCACUGAGGAUAUUCAAACUUGCAGGCAUAAGCUUGAGCACAGUUUAUCAUCAUACAAACUUGUAAUCGUAAAUCUAAUUAUAGAUUUCCAUUUCUAUGCAUGAGAUAGAAAUUCUCUCUUUGCGAGAUUGUAGCUUUUCAGACCACAGGGCCAAUUGUUGAGCUAGUAGUAAAAAAAUAAAUAAAUAAAAUUGUCGGAAAAACAAUUUAGAUUUACAAUAUGUAUAAUUAGGUUAGCUGGCACGGUGCAUGACUGGUUAGCACAUUUGCCUCACAGUUCUGAGGACCUGGGUUCAAAUCCGGCCUCGCCUGUGUGGUGUUUGCAUGUUCUCCCCGUGCCUGCGUGGGUUUUUUCCGGGCACUCCAGCUGCCUCCCACAUCCCAAAAACAUGCAUGCUAGGUUUAUUGAAGACUCUAAAUUGCCCGGAAGUGUGAAUGUGAGUGUGAAUAUUGUUUGUUUAUACUAUAUGUGCCCUGUGAUUGGCUGGUGACCAGUUCAGGGUAUACCCCGCCUCUCGUGCAGUCAGUUGCGAUAAGCUCCAGCACGCCUUCAACCCUAAGUGAGCAUACAUGUAAGCGGUUCAGAAAAUGCAUAGAUGGAGGGAUAAUUAGAUUAGUUAAAUCUACACCUGCUAGUACCUGCUAAAUUCGACUGUAAUCUUCAAUGAUAGUCAAGUCAUUAAGGCAUACAAAGCGGAAACAUUUUAGUAUCCUUCCUCACUUGUUACUGUAUGUAAUUUACAUUACAAUAUUUAAUGUGGCCAUUACCCAGUGCCAAUAAAUGUAGUACAUUGUUAGAUGAUUUUCAACCAUAUUUUAUACUAAGAGUCAGUAGGGUACAGAAUUUCAGGAAGUUUGGGUGUCUGAUCAAAGAAAGAGGGAAGAUGCUAAAUGAAAGAAUGAGAUCACUGCAGCCACAAUGUGUCUUGUCUGUUAAAAGGUGGCUGGUCUGCUGCAGUAUGAACCCACAAAGGCUUAAAGAAAUGAACGAAUAUGAACUAGAGUAAGUUUUUAUAUAAUAAGACACACUGACCGGACUUACGGAGUCACCCUUUACUACAGCAAAGAUAGGAACAAUGAUUUAAGAGGAUUUAGAAAGUAAUUACCGGUCGUUAAACAAUGAACAAUUUUGAAUUUGUUUACUAAGAAAAGAAAACAUAAUAUCAGAAAAGAAAACAUAAGUUCAGCGUCGCGGGGUGCUGGAGCCUAUCCCAGCUGACUUCGGGCGAAAGGCAGUGAACUGGUUACCAGUCAGCCGCAGGGCACAUAUAGACACGGACAACCACUCGCACUCACAUUCACACCGUCUCUGAGUGGGAACUGAACCCACUCUGCCUGCACCGAAGUCAGGCAAAUGCACCACUACACCAUCAGUGACUGAAACAAUAUUUGUGACUCACAAUUUUAUUUGAUAGAAAAUGUGUCUUUCCCAUUGCAUUUGGACUGUUGACCAUGUAGCCGUAUCUUAAAUUGCCAGGUACAGUCUGUUCCCUUGUUAGUUCAAGACAGAUAAAAGACAAAGGGAUUAAAAACAACGUAAAUGUUUUUAAUGAACCGGUGUCAAUUGAAUCCAACAUUUAUACAGUCCGUUAAUUUAUAUUUGUCGUAAAUUUCAUCAUGUAAUAUCAUACAUUUAGAUCAGUGGUUCUUAACCCGGGUUCGAGCGAACCCCAGGGGUUCGGUGAGGCAGUCGCUGGGGUUCGACGGAGGACUCUACACACACUGCGUGUGUGUCCGUGCUUUAUCCGUAAAAGCCUUUUUACACUGCAUUUUGAAUGCGUUGUUCAUGCCGUUCAAAACGCAAGGGAGCGUCAUUGCGGCCUUGCGCCUUGAGUUGAAAUGCUUUGUUCUUUUUUAAACUAUCUUGAUUUAACAACAUUUCAACGAUACAUUUGACUUGAGUAGCAUUGCUGUGCCAUCAGACAGCGCAUCCAAUUAUUAAAAAAAACAGCCCAAAAAAUUUACUCUUACCAAUGAACCCUUUUCGAGGAUUGUAGAAAUAACAAAGAAAAGGAACAGACUUUGUGAAUUUUAACAACGAAGUCAGUUCCUCUGAUAUGACAGUGGCAUUUACCAAAGGGAAUGGCAACAGCAAAAUUUAUAUUCACUUAUAGUACAUUUUCAUUGAAUUAAAUUUUGUGUUUGUUUUUUGUGUGAAAUUCAUGUUUUGUUAGUUUUGUUCUUUUAACACAAUGAUUUUGUGUGCAACUGAUGCGUUGUUCAUUUUGUGCAUGACCUGGAUGACUGAGAAUCUACACAGACAAUAAAAUAUACACCUGUUUUGAAUUUGAAAUAAACCAUGUUUUAUUUUUCAAAUUAGAAAGGGUUCCGUGCACUCCGUAUGAAACUUGCAGGGUUCCGUCCCUCCAACAAGGUUAAGAACCACUGAUUUAGAUACCAUGUCAGGUUUACAAACCCACUGGGCACUGCACUUGUGUCUUAAAUUUUACUUUUCUUGCAAGCCAAAUGUCUCCAAAAAUGACCUAGAUAUGUUUUAUUCAUUUGUUGUUGGCUUUUUGCAUGUUUUUAAACGUGCCAAAUGUUGCUAAAGAACUGUAUAUGUUCCGUGCAGUCUGAUACAAUAAGUUUGUGAUGCUUUAAUGUAAAUGGUGCUCCUUUUCUCUACCCCAACUUGCACGACUGUAUUGUCGCUUUGAGUCACAGGGUGUGCUGUAUCGCAAGUCGGCUUUUGCUCGCUUAUUCCAGGUGAGAGACCAUCCUUGGAACGCUGGCUCUAAAGAACUGCAACCACUAGUGCAUUGAUGCUCCUGUCUACUACUCAAUAAAAGUGUUUUAUUGUGUUAAAA